Messenger RNA from Ostreococcus lucimarinus CCE9901, 1716 nucleotides. RefSeq lists its product with no specific name. Gene Ontology annotation, molecular function: magnesium ion binding; phosphoacetylglucosamine mutase activity. The coding region runs from base 1 to 1716 and encodes 571 amino acids. NCBI's taxonomy places the organism in Eukaryota, Viridiplantae, Chlorophyta, Mamiellophyceae, Mamiellales, Bathycoccaceae. Gene Ontology annotation, biological process: UDP-N-acetylglucosamine biosynthetic process; carbohydrate metabolic process. The transcript has a single exon. The record is from RefSeq and is a predicted model, not a curated record.
AUGUCCGCGGACGCCGCGCGCGAGCCCUGGGCGCGAUCGUACGCCGAGGCGACGGUGAAGCACGCGAAGCCGCGACGCGAAGACGAUGGAGAUCGAUCGGCGCCGACGCGGUUCGCGUACGGCACGGCGGGAUUCCGAACGACGGCGACGGCGUUGCGAUCGACGUGCUUUCGAGCGGGCGCGUUCGCCGCGGCGCGAGCGAUGGCGCACGGGGGGAAGACGACGGGGAUGGUGGUGACGGCGAGCCACAACCCGGCGUCGGAUAACGGCGUGAAGCUCGUGGAACCGUCGGGAGGGACGCUGCCGAUGGCGCUCGAGGGCGUGGCGGAGAUGUUAGCGAACGCCGAGGACGGGGACGCGGAGACGCAGGUGCGGGCGCUGCGAGAGGCGAUGGCGACGGCGGCGCCGGCGGACGCGGCGUCGGCGAACGCGUCGGCGCGCGUCUUCGUGGCGAGAGACACGCGAGAGAGCGGACGCGCGCUCGCGGACGCGACGCUGGCGGGCGUGCACGCGAUGGGCGUCGAGGCCGUCGAUCGCGGGAUCGCGACGACGCCGCAGUUGCACUAUUACGUGUAUUGCGCGAACGUCGGCGCCGACGACUCGGAGCGCGCGUAUUACGAUCGCUUGUCCGCGGGAUACGCCGCGCUGACGGAGAGGGACGAAGACGAGGACGAAGACGACGAUCACGGCGCGACGGUGGUGAUCGAUUGCGCGGACGGCGUGGGCGGUGUGAAGUUGUCGUCGCUCGGCGAAGCGGUGGCGCCGUACGGGCUCGCGUUUGAUUUGCGAAACCGAGGCGACGAGCCGACGUCGUCGCUGAACGACGGCGUCGGUAGCGAUUUCGUGCAAAAGGGAAAAACUAUCCCGACCCGCGGAGGUUUUGAAAACUUGCCCGCGGGCACGCGGUGCGUGUCCAUCGACGGCGACGCGGACCGACUGGUUUAUUUUCAAACGACGGCCGCUGGGGGCGUCGAUUUGGUCGACGGCGAUCAAUUGGCGGUGCUCAUCGCGUGCUGGAUGAACGCGCGCGUCAAAGAAGCGGCACCGUAUUUGAAUGACAUCACCGUGGGCGUCGUGCAAACGGCGUACGCCAACGGAGCGUCGACGGAGUUUUUGACUCGCGAGCUCGGCGCGGCGCCGGCGUGCGUGCCGACGGGGGUGAAACACCUGCACCAUCGAGCGGAGGAAUUCGACAUAGGGGUGUACUUCGAAUCGAACGGCCACGGGACGGCUUUGUUUUCCCCGAGCGCGAGCAAGGCGAUCGAGGACGCGACGGUGGAGGCGCUGGUGGCUCGCGACAUGCCCGCCGUCAAGGCGCUCUUGGCGUUGACGAACGCGCAGCGGGUCAUCAAUCCCUCCGUGGGCGACGCCAUGAGCGGCAUCUUACUCGUCGAGGCCAUAUUACGGCGAACCGUCAAGGCGCCUCGUUUGGGAUCGUUUUACAAAGAUUUGCCCUCGAGACAAACCAAAGUCGUCGUCGCGGACAGGACGAAGAUUCAAACCUUUGACGCCGAGCGCCGCGUCGCCGAGCCGGAGGGUCUCCAGGACGCCAUCGACGCCAUCGUGCGAGCGUCGAACGACGCUCGAUGUCGCGCGUUCGUGCGUCCGAGCGGUACGGAGGAUUGCGUUCGCGUCUACGUCGAGGCGAGCGAAGAGACGCGCGUCGAGGAGACGACAAGGGCGAUCGUUCGAGCCGUCGAGGCGCACUGCGGGUAG